UGUGCAGGAGCAAUAGGGCAGCCAGAUCUUGUAACAGCAGCCUUGAAUACAUUGCAAGGAGUCAACUCCGAGUGAAAGGAAAGGACAACGUGAACUUGUAGGUGGCUUGGAGCAGAGCUUCAUCAUUCACAGUGAAAAUGAUAUUUAAACAACUCUUCUGGCUGGUGGCUUUGGUUGGGCUGGGGCAUUUUGAUGAAACAACUGUUGAACCAGAUGACACUGAAGCUGAACCUGUCACUGAUAUGAGCGAACCUGAACCAACUGCUGUUAUAAGUGAACCUGAAGCUCCAGAAACUAUUUCACAAGAAUCCCCCAAAAUAAUUAACGGCUGCCCAAACUGGAUGGCAGGAAUACCUGGCAGUCCCGGACAUAAUGGUUUUCCUGGUAAACCAGGCAGAGAUGGUCGUGAUGGUGCAAAAGGAGAAAAAGGGGAAACAGGAUUGCCAGGACCAAAGGGUGAUGAAGGACUGCCUGGAGAACCAGGUGUGGAUGGAGAACAAGGGCUUCCUGGCCUGCCAGGACACAAAGGAGAAAAGGGAGACAGUGGUUAUUAUUACCGCUCAGCAUUCAGCGUGGGACUCACCACAAGAAAUCCUGUCCCAAACAUCCCCAUCAAAUUCUCCAAAAUCUUUUACAAUGAUCAAAAACACUACAAUGAAGAGACUGGCAAAUUCACCUGCCCUUAUUCUGGGGUGUACUUCUUUUCAUAUCACAUUACUGUUUAUACUAAGGAUGUCAAAGUUGGCCUGUACAAAAACAACAAGGUUAUAAUUUUCACUUAUGAUCAAUUUCAGAACAAUAAUGUAGACCAAGCUGGAGGUUCUGUUGCAGUACAUUUGGAUGAGGGGGAUGAAGUGUGGUUACAAGUUUAUGGAGACAAUACAUUUAAUGGGAUUUAUGCUGACAACAAUAAUGAUUCCACAUUUACAGGAUUCCUUCUGUACCCAGAUCUGCAUUAAAUAAUUUUUAUUACCAUUACAGAAUUUCUAAACACAUUUUGUUAAGUUUGUCACUACUGACAAUUUAUGAGCUGAAAACACU
Molecule: messenger RNA, 1041 nt
Organism: Rhincodon typus (whale shark)
Lineage: Eukaryota; Metazoa; Chordata; Chondrichthyes; Orectolobiformes; Rhincodontidae
Product: adiponectin-like
Exons: 3
Coding region: 138-959 (273 amino acids)
Molecular function (GO): protein binding
Source: RefSeq, a predicted model, not a curated record